AUGAAUGAGGAGACACGUGUGUCGUCGAGCAGGGAAGUUCAUCUGGAAACGGUAGCGCGAAAAAUGAAUGUGGAGAAACGUCGAAUUUACGAUAUCGUUAAUGUUAUGGAAGCAUUGGACGCGAUGAGUAAGACGAACAAGUCCUACUACAGAUGGCAUGGAUUGGAGGGUUUACCGAAGCUCAUGGCCGAUCUUCAGAAAGAAGCCAUAGAGGAACAUCUGCCUGAGCGAGUACUCCGUGUUGAACAGGCCAUGUGCUCCUUUACCGAGCUUUCGCCGGGGAGCCGAAAAAUGGGUGUCAAAGAGAUCGUUGGAAGCCUUGUUGGUGAGGACGCAAGCCCAUGCUCAUCCAGUCAAUCGAUAGAUGUGCUCAAUUUAUCACAACACAGCGAGAAACGUAACCGCGUGGACGGCCGCGAUCGGCAAGGUCGAAACUCUCUGGCACAAUUAUGCAGACGUUUUCUUAUGGUGCUACUGAGCAAUCCGAAGAACACAAGACGUGUGAGUUUGGAUGUGGCGAGUACUGUGCUCAUCAAGGAUCCCGAGACCGAAGGUUUCGAGCCGCCCAGUCGAAGUCGCUGCCGACGCCUCUACGAUAUCGCGAAUGUACUGGUCGCACUUGGUCUCAUUAAGAAAGUGCAUUAUCUUUUCGGCACAAAGAAAAUCCCACUGUUUGUCUAUUGCGGUCCCGAGCAGAUGUGGGUUGAGAACUCCAUCUUCGACGUGAACGCGUGCAUUGAACGACUUUUGACGUCAACAAGCAAUGCACCUCUUACGCCUCGAAUGAAGGCGACCACUCGCCUUGAAACAUUCGCUGGCUAUGGGGAACGAGCUUCCGUAGCGCUAACUUCAGUGUCUGCAUCGAAUAAAUGCCUAUCAGAAGACUUCAUGUCACAAGCGUCAUCAUCACUGAUGAUGUUCGCCGAGCUGGCAGCUGAGCGUCUUCGGCAAGAGACGGAGCUUCAUCAGCGGCCAGUGUCGGCGUUCGUUUGGGAACUUCUCCAUGUCACCAUUGAGCUCACCGUUGACUGGUGCCAAGCGAUACACCGUCAAGAUUGGCAACAACUAUCAAAUGUCUACGGUACCGAUCGCCGGGCUUCAGCCAAUUGUUCUACCAACAACGCCUGUCUGGACGACCGCACGCUUUGCCGAUUUCAUGCAAUCGCCAAUGACCCUGCCUCGAAGCGGUCCGCUCAUUCCUCAGCCGGUGGUCAAGCCUCAAAAUGU
Ostertagia ostertagi is the source of this 1227-nucleotide messenger RNA. NCBI's taxonomy places the organism in Eukaryota, Metazoa, Nematoda, Chromadorea, Rhabditida, Trichostrongylidae. The record is from the annotation of a GenBank genome assembly.